GAAGUCGGAACUACCAACAUAAUCAGUGCGUCCACCAUUUUUACGCAGCUGAUGUUUGUUUGAGAUAAAAUAAUUUAGAAUUCUUUCUAAAUAAAAUCUCAAAAUGGGUGCUUCUUUCAUCCCCAUCACUGUAUUCACUGUCCUGUGGGGCAUUGUGGGUAUUGUAUGCCCAUUCUUCGCCCCUAAAGGCCCAAACAGAGGGAUUAUCCAGGUGGUUUUGAUGUUAACUGCCGCCACAUGCUGGUUAUUCUGGCUGUGUGCGUAUAUGGCGCAAAUGAACCCCCUGAUUGGACCCAGACUUAACAACGAAACACUUAUCUGGAUGGCAAAUACCUGGGGCAACAAAAUGGGCAAGUAAAGUUCGCAGAGUGCACCCACCUCCCUCUAGCGUUAAGUGUUGAACGUUCUGUGUCGAAUUAUAUAUUAAAACAUGCUAUUUAACUAUUUAUUGUAAAAUACUAUCAAUAUAAAAAUAAACGUACCUUUCUCAAACGACAACACUCAAAAAAGGUUGCAUAUUGACAGUAUUACCUCAUUUAAAAAGUUGCUGGUUUUGUCUAUGGUGGUGACGUCAGUCCUUUUCCCGCUAAAGAAUUGUUAUCAUUCCAAUAAAAUGAUUGCUGUAUUAUAUUUAGUAAUUCUGUAAACUACGUGUGUAUAAAUUUUCUUUAAUUUUAUUGUAGAUAAAUACAUUUAUUUCAGGUUAA
Messenger RNA from Spodoptera litura, 707 nucleotides. RefSeq names its product V-type proton ATPase subunit e 2. Lineage: Eukaryota; Metazoa; Arthropoda; Insecta; Lepidoptera; Noctuidae. Gene Ontology annotation, cellular component: proton-transporting V-type ATPase, V0 domain; plasma membrane proton-transporting V-type ATPase complex. The record is from RefSeq and is a predicted model, not a curated record. Gene Ontology annotation, biological process: proton transmembrane transport. Gene Ontology annotation, molecular function: proton-transporting ATPase activity, rotational mechanism.